CUCCUCCGCCGCGCCGCCUCCCGUUCCGUCCGCUCCAAGUCCACCCCACGCUAGUACGAACGGGUCCUUUGUCCUCUCCCCACUCCCCUCCUUCCGGCCCCAAACCAACAUCGGCGCAACGCGCAAGAGCGGCCAUCGAAAGCCUUGGCCCUUAAGCUUUGCCGCACCCCCCCCCCCCCCACCCCCCCGCAUCGCCGGGAUUUCGAAUUUCCCCUGCCUCGAAAGGGGAAAAUCCUGGUCUUUUCUCUUCUCUCUCGGGCGAGUUGGCGGCGGCGGCGGGGAUCGCGAUGGGCGCCGCGCGGGAGGAGGGCGGCGAGGGGUACCGGUCGUGGUACCUGAGCCGGGAGGAGAUCGAGCGCGACUCGCCGUCGCGGCGGGACGGCGUCGGCGCGGCCAAGGAGGCCGGGCUCCGGGCCACCUACUGCUCCUUCAUCCGCGACGUCUGCCUCAGGCUCCAAUUGCCGCAGAUUACAAUCGCCACGGCGAUCCUGCUCUGCCACCGCUUCUACCUCCGUCAAUCCCAUGCUAAGAACGAGUGGCAGACUAUUGCAACUGUUUGCAUAUUUCUUGCUUCAAAGAUUGAAGACACACCUUGCUCAUUAAAAAGUGUAGUCAUUGUGGCAUAUGAAACAAUGUAUCGGAAAAACACUGAUGCUGCUAAGAGAAUUCACCAGGAGGAAGUUCUUGCUAAGCAGAAAUCCCUGAUUUUGGUCGGGGAGACACUAUUGCUUUCAACCAUUAGGUUCGAUUUCAAUAUACUUCAUCCUUACGAACCACUAAAGCUUGCUCUGAACAAUCUGGGGAUCUCCCAGAAGGAAGUGAGGCAAGGUGCCAUGAGUAUCGUUAAUGAUACGCUUCCGACUACAUUAGUUGUGCAGUUCAAACCACACUUCAUUGCUGCUGGAGCGCUCUUCCUUGCUGCUAAAUUUCAUAACCUCAUACUUCCUUCCCAAAAUGGUAGAGUAUGGUGGAAUGAGUUUGAUGUUGCACCAAAACAGUUGCAAGAUGUUAUACAACAAAUGACCGAGUUAUUUAGGAAAAGGGACCCACACUCAAUGGGUCCUGUUAUCAAGCCAGUGCCAACUUCUACUCCGACAGAUAAACAUCAGAUCAAUCCGACUCCAAAUUUAACUAUGUCUGAAACAAAUAAACAGCAGAUCAAGCCGGCUCCGACUCCGACGAAUAAACAGCAGAUCAAGCAGAUUCCAACUCCGACUCUGACAGAUAAACAUCAGAUCAAGCCAUCUCCAGUGCCAACUCCGAUGGAUAAACAACACAUCAAGCUGACUCCAAUUCCAACUACAAUGUAUAAACAGAAAAUCAAGGCGAUUCCAGCUCCAACUCCAAUGGAUAAACAGCAGAUAAUAAGCACUCCAGAUCCUCCUCUAAGGCAUACACAAUGUUCAAGGAGAAGUUCUAGCAAUUGCAAUACAGAAGCUUGUGGAUACGUGCCUUUGGGCAGUUCAUUUGAUGCCAAGUCCACCGUCAGUUCAGCAAGGUACGAAGAGAAUCAGUGUCUGCGAAGGUAUCAGCGAAAACACACAAAUUACAACUUGGAUCAGAGGUUAGGGGAGCAAUCUUACCAGGGCAUUCUGAAGACUGCUCGUGUUAAUGAAGCAGGAAUCAAGUCAUUUGACAAGAAGUCUACCAGCAGGCCGGCAAGACGAACAUUUGAAGAGAUUUCAGAUCAGCGAAGACACAUAAAUCAUAACUUAGAUGCUGUUGAUACAGAUCAGAGGUUAGAUGAACGAUCUUGCUGGGGGGCUCUGAAGGCUGACUGUGUUAAUGAAGCAGGAAUCAGGGACUUGAAGAAAAGAAGAGUUCAAGAGGUCACAGAGCUGCAAACUGUUCAUACAUCUGAUACAAAUGCUUGGAGGUUUGAGAGGCGAGUUAGCUAUUUGAAACAAAUUCAUCUUGGAAGAAACAGAAGGUAGUGAGAAGAUAUAUCAUAUAAUUUUCUUUUUAUUUGGUAAAGACUGGGUUGUCUGCUAGACUGCUAAGUGAGACAAUGAUGUCUUCAAACAUAAGAUGUGGACGGUCUGUAAAUUAAGUUACUCGUGCACAUCAAAUGCACCCAGCUUGCAGUGAAAUGCCAACAAAUAUUUCUGUUCUUGUUGGUGCGAAUGUAUAUAGAUGAAAAUUGCAGAUUCCGGACUCUAAUGUCAUUCUUUUUUUUUAAUAACUGAGGUGUACGGCUGAAACAAAUUUUGUAGACCAUGCUUCGACCUGUAUAUAAUUUUUUGUAGCAAUGUUCAUAUGUCUGUUAGAUUGCUGUCACCUCGUAGUUUGAGGUCGGUGUCCCAAUACUGUAUACUCUGUGAGAUCAUCAAGGCCACAUACUUGUCUA
This is a messenger RNA of Panicum virgatum (switchgrass), 2347 nucleotides long. RefSeq names its product cyclin-T1-1-like. The coding region runs from base 288 to 1934 and encodes 548 amino acids. The record is from RefSeq and is a predicted model, not a curated record. Gene Ontology annotation, biological process: positive regulation of DNA-templated transcription, elongation; regulation of transcription by RNA polymerase II. Gene Ontology annotation, cellular component: nucleus; cyclin/CDK positive transcription elongation factor complex. Gene Ontology annotation, molecular function: cyclin-dependent protein serine/threonine kinase activator activity. NCBI's taxonomy places the organism in Eukaryota, Viridiplantae, Streptophyta, Magnoliopsida, Poales, Poaceae. The transcript has 6 exons.